Messenger RNA from Clarias gariepinus (North African catfish), 2255 nucleotides. Its product is annotated as interferon-induced protein 44-like. Lineage: Eukaryota; Metazoa; Chordata; Actinopteri; Siluriformes; Clariidae. The record is from RefSeq and is a predicted model, not a curated record. The transcript has 8 exons. The coding region runs from base 169 to 1050 and encodes 293 amino acids.
UUUGAGGGAUCGACAGUAAAGAAACAGAAACACAAAAAGUUUUUAGCUUUAAAAUUUUAACUAAAAAUUUUUUUUUUUUUUGCAUUUUUUUGUCUGUGCUGUUGUAAAUAUAAAAUAUAGAAAACUGUGUAUUUUAAUUUCUACUAACACACAACACAGCACAAAGAAAUGGGAAACAAACAAUCCGAUUUACCUCCUCCCUCACCAGAAUUUGCCAAGCCUUGGAGACGGUUGGACUGGGACAGCAAUGAAAUACUGCAUGAAGUGAGAGAAUUCAAGCCCAGCACUGAGGUCCUUAGAAUUCUGUUGUAUGGACCGACUGGAGCUGGGAAAUCAUCUUUCAUCAACUCAGUCCAGAGGGUUCUCUUAGGCCGUCAUGCCAUGAGUGCUCUGGAAAACUGCACGUCUACAGGAAAAAGCUUUACAAAACAAAUUAACAUACACAAGCUUAAGAAGGACAGAGGUAAGUAUUAUCCUCUGGAAAUUAUUGACAUCAUGGGGCUUCAACGAGAAGGAGGAAUACAAACGGACGACAUCAGGAGCUUGCUCAACGGACACAUUUUAGAUGGAUACAUCUUGAAUCCUGAGGUACCCAUAUCUGAUACUGAUUCAAAAUACAAAAAUAACCCAGUUGUGUGUGAUGAGGUUGACUGUCUGGUGUGCGUCCUGCCUGCAGACACUGUCUCCAUGAUGGACGUUGAGGUUUUUGACAAAAUUAAGGAAGUUAGAGCAUAUGCUAGUCUUCAGGGAAUUCCUCAAGUCAUUGUUAUGACCAAGGUGGAUAAAGUCUGUGAGCUGGUUAAUGAGGAUUUAAAGAAAAUCAAUUAUAGCAAGAAGAUUAAAGAGAAGGUGAAUGAGUGCAAUGUUAAGGUGGGCAUCCCGAUAAACGCCAUCUACCCAGUAAAGAACUAUGCUGAAGAGAUCACUCAGGAUUCAAACACUGACAUGUUCAUCCUUAAAGUAUUGAGAGAUAUUCUACAUUUUAGCAAUGACUAUGUAGAACAAAAGUUGGAACAAAAAGACAAAAAGGUGGAUUCAAGCCAACCUUAGAGAUUUGGGGAUGAACAAUCUGUACUGUAUUAUAAUCAACAUGUGAUUUUCAACAGGAUCUUUAAGAAAUUCAGAGAAUCACACACACUAUUUUUUAGGUAAAUUAGUUAAACUGGACAACGCAAUGGCGCUGUAGUGUUUUAGUCUGCCUACGUACUUCUCUCACCUGUUCAUGUGUACACUUAAAUAUUUCAGCUUCAUAAACUUCAACUUUCAAGCACAUUUGUCUUAAAACUCUGUAAUGUGUCUACGUAUGCCUCAAAACUUGCAGCAGGAAAAGUCAUGCACACGUUUAAGUUAUUUGGAGGUGAGUUAUUUACUCUGCUGCAUGACUACACUUGGUUUGAGGCUUCGCCCACCUGCAAAAUCCAAUAAAAUUUUUGCAAUUUGCUAAUUUUGCAAAAUGCUCUAACUCCUUCAUUCAGUUUUGUCACAACUGAUAAAAUAUAGCUUGCGGUUUGUCAUAAUUCAAGUAUGCAUUUUAGUAUUUUUACUUCCAUGCGGAAGGCCCGGGUUCGAUUCCCAGCCAGUGCCCAAACCCCAGCCACUGGAUGCAGUGCCGGUCCCAAGCCUGGAUAAAAUGGGAGGGUUGCGUCAGGAAGGGCAUCUGGAGUAAAACCUGUGCCAAGUUGUAGUGCGGACUGGGUAUUCCGCUGUGGCGACCCCUUGCCGGGAGCAGCUGAAAGACCAACAACAACAACGUUUUAGUAUUUUUAAUGUAUUGAGUUUUUAGGAUUGACAGACAUUUACAGUAUUACAUGUGUAAUUAUGUAUGAGUAAAAAUAAAAUAAAGUCACUAUAGCAAAUACAAUGUGUUGUAUAAACAUUAAAACAAUUGAACAUAGACAAGUCUGAUCCUGUGUACACACCAGUGGCGAUUUCUUUAAGACUGCAAGGGAAGCUCAGCUUCCCCUAUAAUGUCACAAAAUUAAUGGUCAAAUUAUGUACAAUUGUAUUAACAUUUUAUUGACAAAAAAAGCGUUAGAAAAUGUUCAUCCCAAAGACGAGUUCGUUCAGAAUCAGUUAGAUAUAGCAGGUCGGCUGACUUGAUUUUCUUCUCAUACAUUCCCGUAGCAUCACAGUGCAUUUCCCCGUUGAAGCCUAGCGUCCAUUGACUUCAAUGCAGCUGCUUUGAACGUUAUUUUUCAGUGCUUUGAAACUAGACGGUCAUUGGAUAAACGCUGUGAUUACGUCCCGCCCACGGA